AAACUUGUGUAAUCGUGCAUAUUAUAUGUAAUAUAUGUACCUGUAAAUAAAAUACACAUAUGCAAAUAUAUACACACAGAUAUAUUCCAAAAAGUACAAUCACAGUGGGUACAUAUGGUAUAUACUAUUCUGAACAUUGGGUGUUUUUUCGUUUCUGCCCAUUAAGUAUUUUUUUAUUUUCAUUCUUUAUUACACAUAAAAGUACCUCAUUCCUUUUAACAGGUGUUUAGUAAUCUUUGCCCCCCAUUACAAUAUAUUUACUGGUAACUGUUCGUGUUGUUUUUUGUGUUUUGCUAUUAAAUAGUGUUUCAUCGAAUUCUGUAUUACUAUAUAGCCAGAAAAAUAAAUACCAUUUUUUUACAGCUUGGAUUGAAAUAGAGUGAUAACUAAGUCUUGAGAAUCUCAUUGGGUUCUCCAGAGGGCUGUGUGUAGUUGAACUUUUGCCAUUACUUGGAUUUGCUUUUAAUCAAGAUAUCAGUUAUUUUAAAAAUUAGAUUUAAGAUCUCCAAAUAAUAUUCAUGGCAGUCAUUAGAUUUUAUACUUGUCAAAAGGAACUAUAAAAGUUUUAAGGGUAAUUAAACUAAAGGAUCUUUAAGGCUUUAAAAAAUUUCUUUUCAAAAUAAUUAUUUUAUUCUUUAUUUCUUUCUGUGUAAUGAGAUUAGUUCCGUUGAUAGGUAAGCCAUAUUUUUUUUUUCCCAGAACAUGGCAAAACAGGUUUUUAAAGACACUACUUCAGUAACCUUCAGGUCCCUGUUGUUUUCAUCAUUAAAAUAGCCUUGGUAAAGUCUCUUUUUCUACAGUGCAGGAUUUACUAUAGCACAUAUCAAAUGAGACAGUAGAUGUACAUCUGCUUUGAAAACUUAACAGUGCUAUUCAAAUGCAAGAUGUACUAAUAAUGUUUUGUUGUAUUCAGAAAGCUUUCACAGGAAGAGGCUUGAAUUUUUCUACUCUGUAUUUGAAGUUGGUGGUUAUUUUUAAAGAGAUUUAUCCAUCCGCUUGCAAAAUAUAACAUAGUACAGAAAGUAAAGAAGAAUGAUUACAUUCAAUGGAGAUCCAAACCACAAUGGAAAAUUACAUAGCAUACAGUAUGCUGGCUAUGACUACUCGCAGCAAGGCCGAUUUGUCCCUCCAGAGAUGAUGCAGCCACAACAGCCAUACACCGGGCAGAUUUUUCAGCCAACUCAGGCAUACACUCCAACAACACCUCAGCCAUUCUAUGGAAACAAUUUUGAAGAUGAGCCACCCUUAUUAGAAGAAUUAGGUAUCAAUUUUGACCACAUCUGGCAAAAAACACUAACAGUGUUACAUCCGUUAAAAGUAGCAGAUGGCAGCAUCAUGAAUGAGACUGAUUUGGCAGGACCAAUGGUUUUUUGCCUUGCCUUUGGAGCCACGUUGUUACUGGCUGGCAAAAUCCAGUUUGGCUAUGUAUAUGGGAUCAGUGCAAUUGGAUGUCUAGGAAUGUUUUGUUUACUAAACUUAAUGAGUAUGACAGGUGUUUCAUUUGGGUGUGUGGCAAGUGUCCUUGGAUAUUGUCUUCUUCCCAUGAUCCUACUUUCCAGCUUUGCAGUGAUAUUUUCUUUGCAAGGAAUGGUAGGAAUCAUUCUCACUGCUGGAAUUAUUGGAUGGUGUAGUUUUUCUGCUUCCAAAAUUUUUAUUUCUGCAUUAGCCAUGGAAGGACAGCAACUUCUAGUAGCAUAUCCUUGUGCUUUGUUAUAUGGAGUCUUUGCCCUAAUUUCUGUUUUUUGAACUGAAUUUAUCUGGCAUGUGGACAUCAUUGGGCCAAAAAGGACUUUGAACUCUUAAAUUGGACCAGCGAACUGCUACAGUGCAACUCUCAUGCAGACCUAAUAUUUGAUUAUUGGAGCAAUGGAAGUAAACAUGUAUCUUUUGUUCAUUUUUAUAGAACUUUUGAAUACUAUGUUGGAUUUAUCUGCAGUAUGACUAGCUUUAAGUGUUUGUGCUUAUACAAAUAAGUGCUAUUUCUCUCCUGUUCCUGCAGCCUUUAAAAAACAAAUUUUUUCCCUUGCAAAUUAUAUUAAGAUGUUUUUAAUAGAUUUUUAUCAACUGUGGGAAACUAACCACAGAGCUAACACUCUUUCUUAGAAACAACCCAUAGUUAAGAAGACACAAGACUUACUGCAGAAAUAUUUUUCCAAGGGAUUAAGAGAGAAAAAUUGCCUAUAUUCUUGAGUUAGAUGCACUUGAAGCAAAAAAAGUGAUCCCAAAGUAGAGUUUUAUGAGUUUGCACUUCAAAAAUUUAACAUUCCUUUAAAUUAUCUUAGGGAGUUUUUGCUAAAAUUCAAUGAGAGAAGCCCAUAGUCUACUUUAUUGUAGGUAGGAAAUGUGAACACCUGUUGAGAUUAGCAUUAACUAAACCAUAGUGACCCAGACUGGCCACAUUAAUGUUCAUAGUUGGGAUUCCAUAUUUCCUAGGAAAAAGAAAAUCACUAACCUUUUUUUGAGAAAAAUAUUUAAAAUGUCACAAUUUCAUUACUGCAGUUAUCAAUGUAAAAUGCAUUUGAUGCUUAGUAAUUAAAAUUUUCCCGAUUUUA
Nyctereutes procyonoides (raccoon dog) is the source of this 2552-nucleotide messenger RNA. It is a transcript of the gene YIPF5, whose product is annotated as Yip1 domain family member 5. Bases 1033 to 1746 code for a protein of 237 amino acids. NCBI's taxonomy places the organism in Eukaryota, Metazoa, Chordata, Mammalia, Carnivora, Canidae. The record is from RefSeq and is a predicted model, not a curated record. Gene Ontology annotation, biological process: regulation of ER to Golgi vesicle-mediated transport; vesicle fusion with Golgi apparatus; endoplasmic reticulum to Golgi vesicle-mediated transport. Gene Ontology annotation, cellular component: membrane; trans-Golgi network. The transcript has 5 exons.